Molecule: messenger RNA, 396 nt
Organism: Medicago truncatula (barrel medic)
Lineage: Eukaryota; Viridiplantae; Streptophyta; Magnoliopsida; Fabales; Fabaceae
Product: toll/interleukin-1 receptor-like protein
Exons: 1
Coding region: 1-396 (131 amino acids)
Biological process (GO): signal transduction
Source: RefSeq, a predicted model, not a curated record
AUGGCUAUGCAAUCACCUUCCCGAGUGUUCCUCAGUUUCAGGGGCAGUGACACUCGCAACAAUUUUACCGGUAAUCUCUAUAAGGCUCUCAUUGACAAGGGAAUUUGUACUUUCAUUGAUGAUAAUGAUCUUGAAAGAGGAGAUGAAAUCACACCCAAACUUGUCAAGGCCAUGGAAGAAUCUAGGAUUUUUAUUCCCAUAUUUUCUGCCAACUAUGCAUCUUCUUCAUUUUGUUUGGACGAACUUGUCCACAUCAUUCACUGCUACAAGACAAAGAGUUGCUUAGUAUUGCCCGUUUUUUAUGAUGUGGAACCUACUCACAUACGACAUCAUAGUGGAAGUUAUGGUGAGCAUCUUACUAAGCAUGAAGGGAGAGGAGAGUCCCUGCAACCAUAG